AUGCUCACAGUCUGCCCCCUCUGUAGCAACAUGCUCAUUAUCUCCCCUGUCCCCGCCAACGACCCUUCCGUCGCCACCCACGCCGGCAACAACCGCUUCGAAUGCCGCACCUGCCCGUACCAAAUGGUCAUCGACAAGCGAUACUAUGAGCGCAAAUAUAUCAAAAAGAAAGAAGUCGACGAUGUGAUAGGCGGGAAGGGCGCAUGGGACAAUGUUGACAAGACGAGUGUCCAGUGUCCGGACGAGAAGUGCAGGAACGAUACUGCGUACUGGUAUCAGUUGCAGAUUCGCAGCGCGGAUGAGCCAAUGACGGCAUUUUAUAAGUGUACGAAAUGCUCGAAGGAAUGGCGGGAAUAG
Messenger RNA from Lindgomyces ingoldianus, 357 nucleotides. RefSeq lists its product as uncharacterized. The coding region runs from base 1 to 357 and encodes 118 amino acids. Gene Ontology annotation, biological process: termination of RNA polymerase III transcription; DNA-templated transcription. The record is from RefSeq and is a predicted model, not a curated record. Gene Ontology annotation, cellular component: RNA polymerase III complex. The transcript has 2 exons. Gene Ontology annotation, molecular function: zinc ion binding; DNA-directed RNA polymerase activity; nucleic acid binding. NCBI's taxonomy places the organism in Eukaryota, Fungi, Ascomycota, Dothideomycetes, Pleosporales, Lindgomycetaceae.